CGGCUAUCCUCUAAGCAAAUUCGACAUCUUCAUCUUUCGAAGCGAGUCGCUCUUCAUUGCCCGCGUCAUCGUGUACAAGUGCGAUAGUAGGGACGGGCUGGAGACUAGUUAUAAGGUCUUGAUGAACCGGGUUAGCCAGGAGGGGGUGCUGGGCACGUUGGAGGACUUGUGGGAGAAGGUGCAGGGGAAGUUUAAUCCGGGGUUUGAGAAGAUACAGAGGGUGGGAAGGGGGUGAAAAUGGAGAAGAAGGAGAAGGAAGUGAGGAACGGUAAGACGGUGGAGGAAAAGGCAGAUGAGAAAGCAGGAAAUAAGGUCAAGAAGAAGGCUGGGAAGGAAGUGGAGAAGCGGGCCGACGAGAGGCACGACGGCAAGAUAGACGGCUUUCAUAAGGGAACCAUCACCAUGAUCAAGAAUCUGAAGGAUGGUCAUCUGUGA
Messenger RNA from Macroventuria anomochaeta, 435 nucleotides. RefSeq lists its product as uncharacterized. Bases 238 to 435 code for a protein of 65 amino acids. The record is from RefSeq and is a predicted model, not a curated record. The transcript is spliced from 2 exons. NCBI's taxonomy places the organism in Eukaryota, Fungi, Ascomycota, Dothideomycetes, Pleosporales, Didymellaceae.